Arachis duranensis is the source of this 806-nucleotide messenger RNA. RefSeq lists its product as uncharacterized. NCBI's taxonomy places the organism in Eukaryota, Viridiplantae, Streptophyta, Magnoliopsida, Fabales, Fabaceae. The transcript is spliced from 2 exons. The coding region runs from base 111 to 563 and encodes 150 amino acids. Gene Ontology annotation, molecular function: metal ion binding; mRNA binding. The record is from RefSeq and is a predicted model, not a curated record.
AACUAUAAAUAAAGAGCUUGAGCCCAAAACAUAAAGCAUGUUGAGAGAGGGUAUUUUGGUCUUUCCAGAAAGGAAAGGCGCCAUUUUGAGUGUUGUUGCGAUCAAAUCAGAUGGAGAUGGAGAUGGAGGACUUGAAUUGGAAGAAGAAGGGCACCAUGUCAGUGAUGGGAAGCAGGUACAAGACAGAGCUUUGCAGGAGAUUCAUGGCGGGCACCUGUGGGCUUGGCUCAAAAUGCAAGUAUGCCCAUGGGCUUUCUGAGCUCAGAGGAGGAUGCCCUAAAGUUUGCAGAAUGUUCUCUCAGUACAGAAACUGCUCCUAUGGCCACACCUGUCGCUUCCUUCACUCAUCAUCAACAAUCACCACCUCUCACUUCCUUCAUCAUGCUCAACCACCAGAAUUCAGGCCAAUGCAAACAACAAGUGCUACAAAUGCCUCAAGCAGCAUAUUGGCAACUGAUGAUGAUGAUGAUGAUGUUGAUGAACCACCACCAUGCAGAGUGAAGUGCAUUUUCAAGGAUCAUGAACUCCAAAGGAUCAGUCGCAUCUAUGCAGAUUGGAUCUAAAACUAACAACAGUUUACUUUGCUUUUAGCCUCACCAGAAUUGCUAUGAGGAUAUGCUUAACUAGCAAGUAUUUUGUGCAUGUAUGAAUACUCAUUUCUUUGUAUAAAGCCUCACAAUUUAGUACACUUUAUGUUCUGUUAUAUACAUACCCCUUUAGAUUCUAGCAGAGCAUACUUCAAUGUAUUAGCUCAAAAGAAGAAUGGAAUGUUCCACACAAAUUAUAUCAAGAAUUAUUAUAGAUGA